ACGAAAAGGGAAACACAAAAAACCUGACUCAGAAGGCCAGAGAUUCAGGGCCAAGGUUGAGCGCAUUCUUGGCUGUUGAGACAAUGACUCCCCAUGCUCUUGCUAGCAGCUUUCAUAAUUCUGAGAUGACUUUGUGGAUGCAUGUUUUCACUCUAUCACACUAAGAUAAAUCCAGCCACACUGCUGCUUGGCCUCAGGGCUCAGGUGAAAAAGAUUCCUUGUUUUGGACACUUCCCAUGGCAGACCCUGUGCUGGAUCAGAUGACCAGGCUGAAGCUGAGGCUACUGGAAAAGAGACUGGAGAAUGAGAGGGAGAAUCUUGAUGAAAGAGCAGGAACAGCACUCUCCAUGAGGAGUGCUGAUGGUCUUGAAGAUGCUUUGCACAAUGCAAUGAGAAGAAAGCGGGACCUGCUUCAGAAACUGAGGGACCAGCAGUUACUGGAUGAUAACGGACGGCCUCAUACUUGGGGUGGGAUGACGCACAGGCGAUACCGACAGGACCCUCGCCUCGCACCUCAGCCCAUCCACAUCUACCAGUCACCGCCUCUGCCCGCAACGCUACCUGCAGUGCUACCCCCACCGCCAGCACCACCACCGCCACCACCCCCACGCAUCAUUCAGCACAUGAUGCCACAACAGCCAGCAACAAUAAUCCAACAGCUCCCACAGCAACCUCUCAUUGCACAAAUCCCGCCUCCACAGCCUUUUCAACCAGUCAAAUCAGGGAGCAUCAAAGAGGACAUGGUUGAGCUGAUGCUCAUGCAGAAUGCUCAAAUGCACCAGAUCAUUAUGCACAAUAUGAUGCUGAAGGCCAUUCCCCCCAUGGCAUUUUCGCCUCCAGGGGGCGCCAGCCACCCUAACUCUGCUCUCCAUCCUGCUACUCCUCAUGGCCAGGGAAGUUACUUGGGAGCACCCAUCACUCUGCAUUCAAGCAAGCCCAAAGCAAGUUCUGUCCAUCAUCACCACCACUAUGGCUCUCCUGGACCACAGCUCCCUCCCAUUGGCUAUCCAGUGUGGCCUCCCAUGAUGUCAACAAUCUCUCCUGGGCCAGCAGGAGCCUAUCAUCCAACAGUACAGCAUUCACCUGGACACAUCACACUUCCACCACUAAAUCUGGUAGCUAUGGAUGGGUAUAACCAAAGGAUCCCACAGGGUCUUUGAGACAAAAAGAGCACUGAAGAUAUCAGGAGAAGACAGAUAAAUAACUUGACCUACACAGUUAUUUACUCAUUUCUGUAUCUGCCCUUACAGAAUGUACUGCAAUACAUUGAAAUAGGAUAUAUUAAUAAGACCAUAAAAUAUUGUAGCACUCUGUAUAUGUAAAUGAUUACAUAUUAUCGUUAUAUUUUCCUCCAAAAGAGCCACGUAUUUACAAUACACUAUAAUAGAUUCCUUAAGUGUGAAUAUGACUGGUCAUUGUUUACUGGUCUGUUGGGCCAUGAUCUGCUCUAGCUCCUGCUUGAAGGAACAAGUGAUUUUAAUUAUAUGAGGAGCACUGUCACUUUCAGCAGAAAAGCAAACAAACAAACAUGGUAGAUUUCUGACUUUUACUUGAAUAGAAGCAGGCAU
Molecule: messenger RNA, 1568 nt
Organism: Anguilla anguilla (European eel)
Lineage: Eukaryota; Metazoa; Chordata; Actinopteri; Anguilliformes; Anguillidae
Gene: c3h21orf58
Exons: 8
Coding region: 237-1160 (307 amino acids)
Source: RefSeq, a predicted model, not a curated record